Messenger RNA from Guillardia theta CCMP2712, 1110 nucleotides. RefSeq lists its product as hypothetical. The transcript is spliced from 6 exons. Lineage: Eukaryota; Cryptophyceae; Pyrenomonadales; Geminigeraceae. Bases 1 to 1110 code for a protein of 369 amino acids. The record is from RefSeq and is a predicted model, not a curated record.
AUGGCGGCUACAGCUCUGCUGCUGCUCGUCUCUCCCUCCUCCUCUUCCUCCUCUCUCAUGGCGAUAGUGAAGCCUGAGAAACAGCUGCACGCUCUAGCGAUGCAUUUGCUGAGAACAGGGGGAUCCAUGUCAACCACGGCGCUGGGGCUGUACCUGAAGAAGUGGCAGCAGAACCCGCUCAUGCUCGGCGAUCCCUCCAAGGCUCGCACGCAGAUGCUGGCCCCACAGAAUGUGCUAGGAGCUACGAAACUUCAGAAUGAGGCAGGUUCUGAUUCCAAGUUGUGUGCAAAGAAAGAUGUCAUUAUUGAGAAGCUCGAUCAACUGCUGAAGAAGUUGGGCGGAGAAGAGCUCUCGCUCAACAUCACCUUAGGCAAGGUUGACGCAGAGUGGAAGGCGGCGCUGGACUCGUGGCUGGAGGCCGAGUCUUCAUACCGCCUGCGCAUUGAGCAGGAAGCCGACGAUGGGUUGAAAUACGUCCAAGACGACUACGAGAAGUACAUGACGGCGUACAAGGAAGCCAAGGCAAACCUGAAUGCGAUGCUUGCUAAGCACCAGGCCGAGAGAGAGGAGCUUGACUCCGAGAGGGAGCUGAUCAAAGAGAUCAUGAGAAUGAUCGGGGUCCUGCAUGACAUCAAGGCCACCGACAAGAGCAUUGCAGCUGGUGGCAGGGACAGCAUCAAGGACUCGGAGACCGGCGUCUCUGACCCCUACGGCACUUAUGCAAGCAAGACGAAGGCUGUCCUGGAGGCUAAGAUCUCGCAGCUCAAACAGAUGAUCAAGAAGUCUGGGCUGAUUAAGGGGGACAAACUCGCGCAGAUCACGAAGCUGCCAGUUUACAGCGAGACUGAAGAGAUCGCCAAGAUCCUCAAGGAGAUGCUCGACGACAUCGAGACCAGGAAGCAGAUCCUUGAUGAUUCAGAGAAGCAAGCUCAGGCGACGGUGGACAGCUACCAUGAUAAACUGGUUGAGUCGGAGCAGAAGAUUGCUGAGCUGGGUAAGGCAAGAGACAAGGCAAAGGAAGACGUGAGCCCUGGCCUCAAGGCGACUGACAUGGCAUGCCAACUGACAUCGCGUUUCUUCUCAGUACGAGAGCGAGAAACUUCAACGUGA